Pseudozyma flocculosa PF-1 is the source of this 1197-nucleotide messenger RNA. RefSeq lists its product as uncharacterized. Bases 1 to 1197 code for a protein of 398 amino acids. The transcript has 12 exons. Lineage: Eukaryota; Fungi; Basidiomycota; Ustilaginomycetes; Ustilaginales; Ustilaginaceae. The record is from RefSeq and is a predicted model, not a curated record.
AUGGCCCACACGAGCAACACGAUCAGCCUCUCCGACAGCACCAAGGCGGUCUGGGAGUGUUUCCUCCUCACCCUCGGCCUCAUCGCCUCCAACCUAAACUUGGUGCCCGACUCGGCGCUGCAGUGGCACCGCCUCCCCGGGUCGCUGCCGUCUGACCACGAGCUGCCGACCGUCCGACCAGGAGGCUGUGAGGUGGGCGAUGCGAUCGUGCGAUACGCCCAAGGGGUGCGAGAUGCGCUCAAUCGACAGUACCUCUCGGGCGCCUGCCUCAUCUUGCACAACGAGCGCAAUCCGGAUGCCGGACCAGCAAGGGCCUUCACGUUCAGCUUCGUGUACCGCAGCAUCGGCGACGUUAUCUUGCAGAAGCCCCUGAUGCGCCUCAAGAUGAACGGCACCGGCGGAACUGUCGACCGUCGCGUCAAGGCGGCGCCCAGUCUCGAUGCCGUCUGCAAGACCAUCAAGACCUUCUUGACGAGGGUGGAAGCUAGCUUUGCGGAGAUGCAAGCCACGAAAGAGGACACAGAGCCGGCCGCGUUCCUCACGUUCAGCCUGGCCUACACCCUCGACACGCCCCGGGACUAUCAGCCCAACGGAUUCGUCCCGAUGCCCGCCAAGGCCGCUCCGCUCGCUACCUACAGGAGAGGCCGGCCCCGCGUGGGGAGAUUCGAUCUCGGUCACCACCGGGCGCACUUCCACGUCUGGGCCGCCGGUGACGAUGCCAAUGCGGCGUCGACCCAGCAGUCCACGCAAGAGUCCUCGCCAGAAGCGCCCGCGGAUAUCACUGGCAGUGGCGGCGACGGUGCCCAUGCUGAGGCUAAUGGCAUCCUGCGGACCCAGGAGCAGCCCAAGGAAGAGGUGUUUGGAACCAGCAGGCAGGCGCGGAGCUUGCCGUCUCGCGCCAGGUUCGCCGAGAACCACGACCUCGACGUGCCCGAGAGCUUCCCAAGCACCCUUUCGCUCGCUGCUGAUGAUGGAUCCUCGCACCAAGCCGACGCCGUGGUCAGGGCUUCCGAGUCGAAGGUGAACAGCCAGCAGAGCGGCGCGGCCGGGCCCAAGGGCAAGCGGGCGAGGCUCCAGAUUGGCAAAGAGGCGAGGGCCGGGGAGGCGCUGAUCCGGGGCUACAGCCGCGAGCUGCGCAAGAGGGGCGCGAUGAUCUCGCAGACCAAGCGUGGCGCCACCAAGGCCAAGGGAGGCUGA